AUGCUACCGUUUCUUGCGCCAUACCUUUCCAAUCCCCGGCAAUCACUGUCGCAGGUGCUGAACUUUGCCCUGGUCCUGUCGACGGCCUUUAUGCUGUGGAAGUCUCUUUCAGUGAUUGCAGACUCGCCCUCGCCUAUCGUGGUGGUGCUGAGUGGGUCGAUGGAACCUGCCUUUCAACGGGGUGAUCUCCUGUUCCUCUGGAAUCGAGACAAAACGGCCGAGGUUGGGGAAAUUGUCGUCUACAACGUCAAGGACAAGGAUAUUCCCAUUGUUCAUCGCGUCGUCCGCAGUCAUGCAGCUGCGGCCCCUGUCAAAGCGGACAAGAGCGGGAACCUCUCGAAAGCUGCUCCCAAACUCCUCACGAAAGGCGACAACAACGUCGCCGACGACACGGAACUCUACGCGCGCGGCCAGAGCUAUCUGGACAGGAAAGAGGAUAUUAUUGGCAGUGUCCGCGGAUAUGUGCCAGCAGUUGGAUACGUGACCAUCAUGCUUAGCGAGCACCCUUGGUUAAAGACGGUCAUGCUGGGGAUCAUGGGCUUGAUGGUCAUCUUGCAAAGAGAGUAA
Molecule: messenger RNA, 567 nt
Organism: Cladophialophora bantiana CBS 173.52
Lineage: Eukaryota; Fungi; Ascomycota; Eurotiomycetes; Chaetothyriales; Herpotrichiellaceae
Product: signal peptidase complex catalytic subunit SEC11
Exons: 2
Coding region: 1-567 (188 amino acids)
Cellular component (GO): signal peptidase complex; membrane
Molecular function (GO): serine-type endopeptidase activity
Source: RefSeq, a predicted model, not a curated record